ACACCCAUAAAUCCAUAAAAGACACAACAAUAUCUGCCUUUUCUCUCUCUCACUCACUCUCAUACAUUCUCUAGGAAAUUGCCUUCUUCAAUUCCCUUUUGGUUCUCAAUUUGAGUAUUAUACAACCAUGGCAAAGAACUCUAUGCACUUCCAUUGGUCAAAUAAGGUUAGCAGUGAAGAUGAAGAUAUCCCAUCACCAUCCAAUACUUGCCCUAAAACAACAAAAACCACCACCAACAACCACCCUCAACCAGAACCACUACAAACAAGAAAAAAACUCCAAGCAAUUACAAUUGCUAGAUUUCGUUCGGUUCUUACUGCAGUUAGUAAGAACCGUACAAACCUUCUAAACUCCCUAGGCCCUAGAGUCGUUGGGACCCUAUUUGGGUCCCGAAGAGGCCAUGUUUAUUUCGCAUUCCAAAAAAAUCCCAUUUCCCAACCAGCUUUCCUGAUCGAGCUCCAAACCCCGAUCAGUAACCUGGUUAAGGAAAUGGCAUCAGGACUCGUUAGAAUCGCAUUAGAAUGUGACAAAAAAGAAGACAAAACCAAAAAGGUGGCCACAUCAAGAAGGUUAUUACUAGAAGAGCCAGUUUGGAGGACAUAUUGCAAUGGCAAAAAGUGUGGUUUUGCCAUGAAAAGAGAAUGUGGAGAGAAAGAAUGGAGGGUAUUGAAAGCUGUUGAGCCAAUAUCAAUGGGGGCUGGUGUGUUGCCACCAGAGAAAACAGAUGAGGAUGAAGGAGAUGAAAUUAUGUAUAUGAGAGCUAAAUUUGAAAGAGUUAUAGGGUCAAGAGAUUCUGAAGCUUUCUAUAUGAUGAAUCCUGAUAGUAAUGGUGCUCCUGAACUUAGUGUCUAUUUACUUAGAAUUUAAUGCAGAAUUUGGAAUUAAAAUGUAAGAGCUAGCCAAUUAUUGUUUAAUUAACUUAGUUCUUUGUAGAAUAAGCUAGAUUUUUUUUCUUUUUCUUUAUUUUUUCCUUUUGUUGUUGCUUAUCCUGUUAUGGAAAAUGUAAAAAGGAUAAGUUUGGUGUAAUUUGUAGCUUUAUGAGGGUGGAAUGGGAUAUGAUAUAUAUUAUUAGUAAAA
This is a messenger RNA of Erigeron canadensis, 1078 nucleotides long. Its product is annotated as protein MIZU-KUSSEI 1-like. NCBI's taxonomy places the organism in Eukaryota, Viridiplantae, Streptophyta, Magnoliopsida, Asterales, Asteraceae. Gene Ontology annotation, biological process: hydrotropism. The record is from RefSeq and is a predicted model, not a curated record. The transcript has a single exon. Bases 128 to 868 code for a protein of 246 amino acids.